UUCCUCAGAUAUUCCUCUCAGUUGCUUCUCUAUUUCCUCCUCCAAUCAUCACUCGCCUUCAUCUUCCUUCUCUCUAUCCAAACCCUAUCUCUCUCUCUCUCUCUCUCUCUCUCUCUCUCUAGAUCUUUCAUCAAUCACGGCGGUCUGCAGUCCGAAAUGGACGUGCCGGAGAAUCUACGCUUGCGGCGGAGAAGAGCGAUCACGGAGCUCUUAAAAGGCAAAGCCUCGGUCGUUCAGCUCCAAACCCUACUCCAAAACCUGCCCCCCGACGGCGCCUCCACCUUACUCUCCGCCGAGCUCGCGCAGGAAAUCUGCAGAUCUUUCACUCAGGCCAUCUUCGAGCUCACUUCCGGCGAUGCGGCGGCCCAGAUUUGCCAGAUCCCAUCCGCCUCCGCCUGCUCCGGCGGCCUGACGUUUGAGGACUCCGGCGAGACUACUGGCACGAACAAGAAGAAGGGCCGCAAAGGGCGAUACAAGAAAAGUAAAAAUUCGGAGACAUGGAACAAGGUAUCUGAAACCCAGGAAGAUGGUGGUGCAUGGAGGAAAUAUGGCCAGAAGAAUAUACUCCACUCAGAAUCUCCCAGGUGCUACUUUAGGUGCACCCACAAGAGGGACCAAGGCUGCAGAGCGACAAAACAAGUCCAAAGAACCUCGGAGGGGUUGUACCAGACAACAUAUUUCGGCUACCACACCUGCAAGGAUCCGCAGAGGUUUCCACGCCGGAAAACCGAUCAUGUCGCCGGAGCCUUCUCCGGCGACGCUCCAAACGACCAUCAAACCAUGGUGGAAGCUGCUAAUAAGCAGAUGAGUCUCCAAGAAGAAGAAGAAGAUGGUGGCGCCAUUGAUACAGUGAAGAAGGAGGAAGAAACAGCACAGAGCGAGAUUUCUAUAAGCAAAUCACCAGAUAAUAAUGAUAAGUGUUAUGAUGAUGAUGAUAAUUUUAUAUGGGGGGAUAUUAUUGGGGAGUCUAGUAAUUAUGAUACCAGUUUUUAUGCAUGCUCUUCAACUAGCUUCAGUGAUCUUGAUAUGGGUGGCGUUGCAGAUUUCGACACCUUUUUCCCCCAUUCAUGAGGAGAUCGAUAUAUAUAUAUAUCACCAUAUCAUUGCUGUUGAAUAAUACUGGGUAAUUUGAAGAGUUGUAAACACACUAGUUUCAAUGUAUUUUGACUACGUACUACUGUAUUAUGAUGACUUCAAUUUCAAUGAAAAUAAAUGUUUCUGCUCA
This is a messenger RNA of Ipomoea nil (Japanese morning glory), 1225 nucleotides long. RefSeq names its product probable WRKY transcription factor 70. The transcript is spliced from 4 exons. Gene Ontology annotation, biological process: regulation of DNA-templated transcription. Gene Ontology annotation, molecular function: sequence-specific DNA binding; DNA-binding transcription factor activity. The record is from RefSeq and is a predicted model, not a curated record. The coding region runs from base 157 to 1071 and encodes 304 amino acids. NCBI's taxonomy places the organism in Eukaryota, Viridiplantae, Streptophyta, Magnoliopsida, Solanales, Convolvulaceae.